Molecule: messenger RNA, 1803 nt
Organism: Penicillium vulpinum
Lineage: Eukaryota; Fungi; Ascomycota; Eurotiomycetes; Eurotiales; Aspergillaceae
Exons: 1
Coding region: 1-1803 (600 amino acids)
Source: RefSeq, a predicted model, not a curated record
AUGCCAUAUAUGAUGACGACAUUCAACUCGCGUGCAGGCCGAGUCGCAGUGCUUGCAGUAUUCUGUAUCAUCGGCCUUGUUUGGAUCUUUCCCGGGCAUGGGAAUCUACUGUCGUCAAAUUUCUAUGCAGGGAAUGGAUACAAUAGCAGCCACCCCAUCGAUGCUCUUAUCGAUACCGGAAAAACUGACCUGGACGAACUCUUGGGAACACAGUCACACAACCUUCGAAGUGCUGCAGAAAAAUACCGAGCGCGCCGUGGCAGACAACCUCCUCCUGGAUUUGGAGAAUGGUACGAGUUCGCGAAGUCGAAAGAUUCAUUGAUCAUUGAAGAAUUCUUCGAUCAAAUCUAUCACGACCUAACUCCAUACUGGGCUCUCGAGCCGAAGGAAUUGCGCCGACAAGCUAGAAGCCUCCCUACCCGCAUCACAGUUCGCAACAAAACCACGGUAUUGAAGACCGAUGAGCCAAGAAGUUGGAUGGACUCGUGGUAUGAUCUGGUGUCCAAAUUGGAGAAUGGACUCCCCGAUCUCGAUAUGCCAAUUAAUGUCAUGGAUGAGACCCGGCUCGUUGUCCCCUGGGAAAAGAUAAAUGAAUACGUUCAAAAAGAGCAGAAGGAUCGCGUUAUGAUGGAGCCGAGCCGUGUGAUCUCCGAGUAUAUGACUUUGGCCGACUCGGAUAGUCAAGACCUGGAACCUUACGAUGCUGGAUUUGCAGUUCCUGGCAAGGGAGGCUACUGGGAGAUGGCACGGGUUGGCUGUCCACCCGGAAGUCCUGCACAUAAGAGCAACCUUCCCAAGGUGGACUUCGGUACUCCACCUUGGGAAUAUGACAAUUUCGAGAGAAUGUCAUACCACGGCUAUGUAUCCAACUUCACUCUAGCCAAGGACCCCUGUGUGCGCCCAGAGAUGCAAGUUUUGCACGGAACCUUCCUUGAACCAAUCUCUGUUUCAACCUCGCACAAGCUGAUGCCACUGUUCGGUGGGUCCAAGCUUCCCAUGAACAACGAAAUUCUCCUUCCCCCAGCGAUGUACUGGGCCCAGAACGACCAUUAUUCCGGCGGGGAGAAGGAGCACGGCGGUCCCUGGAGAUCAAAAACAAACAAAGCUAUGUGGCGAGGUGCUGCUACCGGAGGUCGGGCUCGAGAGCCGAACUGGACGGGAUUCCAGAGACACCGAUUCAUGUCCAUGAUGAACGCGACAUCAGUGGCUCAGGCUGAGAAGAACCAAAGCCACGGUAUCAACUUCAGACUUCCGAACUAUGCCGAUUAUAAGUUGUCCGACAAUGGCUUUAUCCCGCAGCUUCUCUCGGAAUAUACCGACACAGGCUUCAACCACCUGGUUUGCACGCCUUAUAAUGAAACGGACCCGACUUGUCCGUAUCUCGAUCCAUACUUCGAGGUCGCGCCUGGCAUGCCAAUGAAAGAUAUGUACAACUUCAAGUAUCUGCCCGAUCUUGACGGGAACUCUUUCAGUGGCCGGUACCGCGGAUUCAUGUUGUCCACUUCCCUCCCUAUCAAAGCUACUAUCUACAAUGAGUGGCACGACUCGCGGCUCAUCCCUUGGGUACACUUCGUUCCUAUGGAUACCACCUACAUCGAUGUGUAUGGAAUCUUGGCUUAUUUCCUCGGCGGUCGUGAUCAGGCAGCUCGGAAGAUUGCCCUUGCUGGGAAGGCUUGGGGUGAAAAGGUCCUCCGACGGGAGGACAUGGAAAUCUAUACAUAUCGACUUCUCUUGGAGUAUGCUCGCAUCUGCGAUGAUCGGAGGGAAUUCCUCGGUUAUGUCGAUGAUUUCAAGAGGUCUUGA